Messenger RNA from Corvus hawaiiensis (hawaiian crow), 2882 nucleotides. RefSeq names its product interferon lambda receptor 1-like. Lineage: Eukaryota; Metazoa; Chordata; Aves; Passeriformes; Corvidae. The coding region runs from base 956 to 2599 and encodes 547 amino acids. The transcript is spliced from 9 exons. Gene Ontology annotation, molecular function: protein binding. The record is from RefSeq and is a predicted model, not a curated record.
CCAUUGGAGUGGUGCAGGGACAACUGUGGGGAUGCUGGCAUUGGCCCCAGGGGUGGCACUUGGCCACUCCAGGACUCUUGUUUUGGAAUGGCCAGGCUGACAGUGACUCCUGGGCUCCUGGCAGAGCUGAAGGGUGCUUAUGAGCCCCACAUGCUGCCGUCAGUGGCUCUGUUGGUCUUGUAAUGGUUGCACAGCUCCUGGGAAGAACAAGCACAAGCCAGAGGCCUGGAGCUCUUGAGGGUGAUGCAGAGCCACAUGCAGGUCCCUUGUGCUCUCCAGGGCAAAAUGAGGGGCCCCAGCCCUGUGUGUCCAGCCUGUAGCACUGAUCUUGGCAAGGAUAAAACCUGGUAUUGGUUUUGCUGGGAUGUCCUGACCUGUGUCUGCCCUGCCAUGUGUCACCCCUGGCCCGACCCUUAUGCUUCUCUGUCCCCACACCACUGAUGGUCCCUGCAGGGGUAGCAUAGGAAGCUGCAAUGGCGUGCUGGGACAGGCUGUGCCUCAGCCCUGGUGUGCAGAGGGCACUGCUGAGCGGCUGCGCCCAGCUGGGACGUUGCUAACAAGGAAGCAGGGAAGGAAAAAAACAAACCCUGGCUCAGCAAAGGAGGUACAAACCACCCAAGUCAAAUCACAUCUCCCAGCGUGGUGGCACAGAUAACACGGACCUGUCCCCCAUCUGGAGGAAGCCGGGCAGCUGAGCAGACCGUGGUAACGCCUCCUGUGAGCACUCAGAGCCAAACGUGGGGUUGCUGAGCUGAGGGUGUUGUGUUUAACAGAGCGUGGUGGGCAAGGUUCACUUACCACCACAGCCCUGAAGGCAUCUGCCCCUCCACUGUGGACACCUCUGUGCCAUAAUAGGUCCCAGCAGCCCGUCAUGUCUGUGGGUAGCGAAACAGCUCCAGCACACCCAUCCCUUUCCGUGGCCCCCGGCGCGGCAGCGUAGUGUGGGGACAGAUGGAUGGGCUGUGGUAGGAUGAGCCCUGCCCUGCGCCUGCUGCUGUUCCUGGCCAGCUGCUCCCUGCUCCAGGGGAUGCUACUGCGUCCACGGGAUGUGAAGCUGGAGGCACGGAACUUCCACGUCUGGCUGCACUGGAAGCCAGACCCCAGCUCACCCAGCUGUGCCACUUACGAGGUGGAGUGGAGGAACAGAACCUCAAACUGGACAAAGGCAGAUGCCUGCGGGGGGAACAGCAGAAGCUCCUGGGUGUGUGAGCUGUAUUUUGACAGGAUUCACGAUAUCUACUGGGCACGGGUGAGAGCGGUGGCCAGAGGUGAGCAGUCCGAGUGGGCCAGUUCCAGCGAGCUGCAGCUAUACAGAGACACAAUUGUUGGCCCCCCCAAGUUGUCCUGGCUGCUACAGGAUCAAAUCCUCAGCGUAAACAUCACCACACCACUCACUCCCUACCGAAGAAGAGCUGGUUCCUACAAGCCAGUCGACCGAGUGCUGCUGAAGCUGUGGUACUGGCUACACCUGUACGAGGGGAACCUGCUUGUCCAGCAGGUACCCUGCAAACGGAGCAGUGAGGAAGUGCCUUGCACCUUUGGGCAUCUGAAGCCCAGCACACAGUACUGUGUCCGGACGGUGGCUGCAGACAUGGCAAGGGAGCGGAGCCGGGAGGCUGAGCAGUGCCUGGUGACUCCAGCAGGCCCUGCAGCAGGCUUUCCCUGGGUCCUUGCCAUGCCGAGUGCCUUCUUCCUGCUGCUGCUACUGAGUGUGGCUGGGCUCUACUUCAUCCAGCUGCAUGUCUUGCCCAGGCCGCCGGAGACGCGCCUCCCAAAAGCACUGGCUCUCCAGAACAGCGAGCUGAGUGUGGCCAUACAGGUGCCUCCCCUCGAGCUUGAGGAGAACCCACUGGCCCUGUUCCUGCAGACUGAGCUCCCCUCCCACAGGCCAUCCACAGCUGGGCAGGCAUCAACCACAGUCCCACAGCUCCUCCGCGGCCUUGCCCAGGAUGUGAGUGGCUACUGUGGCAAUGGGUUUGGCCCAGACUGCCCUGAGGGAAGGGACCCAUCCUGCACCCACAGCCAGCUGGGGCACGCCUGGGAUUCCCAGGUCCCAUCACGGCUGGAGAAGGAUGGGGAGACAGGUGAUAGGGAUCAUGUGCCAGAACAGCCGGUGCCAGUGGGACUGACUGGAAACAGCUACAUAGGUGACAGGGACAGCCAGACACCUCAGAUACUGCUCCCCCUGCACCUCCAGCUUUACUUUAAAGGCCAGUGCCCAGCCCUGGGAGCAGGCAGCCACCUUCCUCUGCCCGUGCCGAGCAGGAGCUGCAGCCAGGAGUACCUGCAGGAGAGUCUCGGCACGGCUGGACACUGGGUCCGGCUCAGCUCCGUGAAGAUCCCGGCCAGUGCGGAGGAGGAGGGAGGGCAGCUCCUCUCUGCUCCCCAGCGCCUGCUGGGCGGCGAGACUGAGCCGGAGCCAGGUGACAGCGCCGUGCAGCGAGGCUACUCGGAGCAGGCAGAACUGGGUGUCUCCAGCCCCUGCCAGCUGCUCCCCUCGCCCCUCAGCGUCCUGCGGGCGCCUGCCUUCUCUGGCUACGAGCCACGUGCCCCAUCUGGCAGUGAGAAGUGGGGGCACCCUGGAGCUCCCGGGCUAUGACGCCUGCCUGUCCCAACCUGCUGGUGCCGGGCUGGGGAUGGGACUGGGGCAGGCAGAGGCAUAUUCCGGGCACGACCGCCAAGGAUGGGCGCGAUCCAGAGCUUUCCUCUGGGGUUUGGUGCUCUUGAGACAAAGCAUAAGGAGCAUGGACCAAAGCUGAACACCCAAAACUCUUAUCUAUUUAUCUGUCUGUAUGUGUGCAUGUAUGGUACAGUACCUAUACUAAUGCAAAUGUAUGUAACACUCAUAUAUACAUAUAUAUUUAUAAAGCUCUUUAAUGAAA